Molecule: messenger RNA, 1042 nt
Organism: Porites evermanni
Lineage: Eukaryota; Metazoa; Cnidaria; Anthozoa; Scleractinia; Poritidae
Source: the annotation of a GenBank genome assembly
AUGCUCAUCAAAGAUCUUACUCCAUUCAUGCAGAGACUUUCUCAAGUACGCCAAAAGCAAGCAAGUGAAAGAAAGGCUCUUCUGGCACUUGGGAUGGUCAAUGUUACUAUCACUCAUCUCAAUGGCUUGACGUGAAAAGUUCUACCUGGUCAAGCAAACAACUGUUCACGAUAAUUAUGAUAUAUUCUGAAUCCUGGAUGGACCCAACAAGGACCAAUGAUACAUCUAUUACUCUAAUUGAGGUGCACUUACAACAAACAAGAGCUUUAUUGCUGACUACAAUGUAAAUAUCUUGGCAGUUGCCAAUCAUUGCUUGGUGGCAGUCACAUUAAAACUCAAAGCUCCAAAGCCUUGGCCUUCUUAUAUUUUCACCAGAAGCUACAAAAACCACAAUCCUGAGUCAUUCCUGAGGAAUUUGGAGUGUGUCCCUUUUUACAUUGUUAACAUUUUCAACAAUUUUGAUGAUCAGGUUGAUGUAAUCAAUAAGUUAUUCCUCGACACACUGAAUGAACAUGCACAAAUUAAAUGCAUACAGAUCAAGUAAUGGCCGCAACCAUUUAUCACACCUGAGAUCAAACAACUGAUGAAAACCCAUGACAGCUGGCGUAAAAAGGCCCAUAAAUCAAACGACAAACUCCACUGGAACGCUUUUCGAUUUUUUAGACAGGAAGUUAAGCAAGAGAUAAGAUUGGCCGAAAAGGAAUAUGUUUGCUCUGAACUAUUUAAGUGCAAGGGAAACACAAACUACAUCUGGCAAAUUAUAAAUCAUUGCCUUCCUAACAGAGAGCCAUCGCUGACUGCUGUAGAAGAUCCUGUGGUUCAAGCAAACAGAUUUAACGAUUUCUACGUCUCGGUAGGGGAGGUUGCAGCUGCUAAAGCCAAGGCUCUAUGCAAACAGUAUGGCUUCUCGGAAGAGUCAGUCAGGCAAUUGGAGCCAGUCACUGUCAACAACAACAGUCCUGUUAAGGACUAUGUUCACUCAGAUGAUAAUACUCAGCCUACUUAUGAAAUGACUCCUAGGUUCAAACCUUUCACUGUAUAA